GACAAAUCUGUGGACUGUGUCGUCGGAGGAAGUACCAGCAAUUUUCUUCGCUCGCCCGCUCCCAUUCGUGCCUGGGUAUAUUGCAGCCUUCUCGCCGAACAUCGCCUCUUUCACCACCCCGAGAAUGCAAACAUGGACGCAGAGUCAGAUGAGCAGCCCUCUUCGAAAGCACACCUCACGCGUCUGAGGCUUGCUCUGGGGCCAUACACCAUCCACUUCACCGACCCGGGCUACAUCAAGGAUGAGACGAUGCGGAUGUUGGAGCUAAACGUCUGUAAAAAGACGCUCGAGGAUACACGGAGGAAUUUUGAGCUUCGCGAGGAACUAGGCCUAUCCUACCAGUUCUGGGAUGACCUUGCUGGUGUCAUCAAAGCUUCGAUACCCUCACUCGAACGUCGCUCCUUCGCUGCACCUGACCCCGCCACCCCAGAAUACGAAGGACUCUCAGGACCCCUCAUCGCGUCAUUCUCCUCCAGCCUGCUGAAGGAUUUAGAGAGAUUAAAUCAGAUAGUGUCAAUAGCCCGGAACGUGCUCACAUGUGGCGAGAAGGCGCAAAAUCUUGGAGCAGACCGGCUUUUCGAUAAAGAUAUAUUUGCGUUGAUCAAUGUGUGUGUACGAGUGACUGCAAGAGGGUACGAUGGCGAGGCAGGAACACAGGAGGAAGACAAAUGGCAGAACGUCAUCAACGCCUACAAGAAGCUGCUCAUCACCUGCCUCCAGUUCCUCAACAAUCUCAUUGCACGAAAUGAGCAGCGGAAGUUAAUGCUCUGGAUCGAGCUCUUUGACAGCCACCUUGAGAACGAGCUACCAAAUUUUUCAGACAUGAAGUAUAAGAUGGACAUGUUUCCACAUUACGACCGAACCAGUAAAUCCAAAACAGAUCCCACAAGCAGUGGCCAAAGGGCCGGUAAUGGACUAGAAUCUUUCAGGAUUCCCCAGCAACCUGCAUCUUCACCAUUCCUUCUCUAUAUUGGCGAGAUAGGCCCAGAAGUAAAGAAGUUCCUUGCUCAGCAAGGCGAGAAGACAGGAGCCACCGAGAUUGCUGCCGAAUGUAGGAGACGGUGGCAGACUAUGGGUGAGGAGGAGAAGAAUAAAUGGAAUAUGCUCUACGCCGACGUUGUCGCUAGAUAUCGGGAUGAAAUCACCCAGUCCAGCGCAUAUAAGAAAGUCGUGGACCAGCAUGCCAAGAAUGAGGAGAGCGUCCAGGCUCUUGCACAGAGCAUCAACCAACUUCAGGUGGAAGUCGAUCGGAUGCGGUCGUCAGUCAUUGCUUCUCCAGACUCUUCCAAGGCCGACCCAUCAAAGGCCGCAAAAUCGGAAGACAAGCGGCCGGUGAGACCUUCAGUAGAUGACUCAAUAUUCGAUCCCACGAUCCGACGAUCUUCUCCCGCAGGCGACAAUGACUUUCGUGUAACUUACCCACCAUCGUUUGGCGCUGAAAUCCUCCAGAACGGCAAGGAGGACCUGCUGAAGCGCCUCGAGCCCGAUCCCGAUCGCCCAGCGGCCGCACUAACAACGGAGGUAGCGUCUCCAACUUCGCCUCCUGCUGAGGAAGAUGAUAAUGACGAUGAAUACGAUGAUAUUCCCGGAGAUGAUGGUCGUGGCCUACUUACUGACGUUCCACUUAUUCUUGGUCCUACCGAAAUCGAGGUCUUGCCGAUGAUUAUUAUGGCCGGUAUUGUCGAGCCCACUGAAGGCCAGUCUGGUUAUCACGCCGAUCCAACCGUCUUCAGUAGCAUCAGAAGCAUGCAUAGUGUGCGAUGCCAUCUUCUCUUAGCCCAAGACAACGGACGAAAUCUCCUCCGAGAGCUUUUGAUAUUUGUUGCAGCCUGGGACCUGCGUGAAGAGGAACUUUACUUCAAAUUCAUGGUCAAGAUCAUGGAAGCAAUUCUGGCUAACCAGCUAUUGCCAUUCGCGUACCACGCCUUCCGAGAAUCAGAGUCAAAAGAUAUCAUCUCCCCAGCACAGGCAGUCAUUAUGAAGCUCUUGACCAACAUAUUCCGAGCACGCCAGGCUCGGACACCAUCCAGAAACCCGCUAAAACCAAGUUUGACGCAAGUAGACCAGGGAGAUGCUCACAUGGUCAACUUCCUUCUCACCGAGUUCCGACGACAUAUUAUCCCCCAGACCUGCGCACUCAUUUUUCUACAGGGACAGAUAAGAGCUGGAAAUGCACAGCCCGAUGACUUUCCCCUGAACUUGUGGGAUAUGGAGAGGAUGUACGAGGGUGUAUAUCAGUACUUGGAAUUCUUUGCUAUUCUCACAGAACACGAAAUCUGGAAGAAUAUGCUCAGCAACUGGGAAGUCGCCAACGAGCUCGUAACCCUCCUCAAAGAACUUGACGCCGCGAUUCCCAAGGGCCAACUAGCCGUCCCACCGCUCGCAACGGGAGCCAAAACCCCCGCACAGGCACAAAAUCCCCAAGAUGAAAAUCUCCCUCAGCCCGUCGCUGUCGAACGACCUUACGAUACCUCGGCCGGAGCCGCCGCGCCAGAAGGCUACAUGCCCUCGCCUCGUCCAUACAUUGAUGAAGCGCAAGACGAGCCGUCGGACUUUGAAUGGCGAAACCUCAAGAAACUCGCAGUUCUGGUUCUCUCGUCCCUUGUCUGGAAGAACCGCCAGGUGCAGGACCAAAUCAGACCACUGGGUGGUAUUGAAGCUGUGCUCAAUUGCUGCAGCUACGAUGAACAUAAUCCGUAUAUCCGCGAACACGCUAUCAUGUGUCUGCGCUUCCUUAUGGAAGGGAAUCGAGAGAACCAGGAUCGGAUUCGCGCGCUUGAACGGUAUGAGAAGGAAAACGCCCCUUCUUCCCCUUCUCCUCCACCACCACCGGCAUCUGCAAUCGACUCCUUCACCCAACCAUCAACUACCGCCACCGCCACAACCAACAAAAUCAAGGUUAAAGUACCCGACGAAGUCCUCGACCAACAAGGUUACGAAACCUACAUGGAUAACAAAGGCCAAGUGAUGCUGCGAAAACGCGAAGCAAAACCUCCAACCCAAGUGGCCCCCCAAUCAUCCACAUCUCAAGGAAAGGCGAAGCUAGAGACUAGGGAUCCAAAGGAUUUAGAGCAGUUGGUGCAGCAGGUUAUGCGGGAGUUGCCAGCGAGAGUGCAGGGCGUUAGGCUUGAUGCGGAGAAGGCAAGUGCAGCGGCGCUGGCGAAGUUGGAUCGCGGGUUUGAUGGGGGAAAGGGCUGAGAGAGGAUACUUGGACAGAUGGUCCAUAAAGACUAAUGGAGGCUAAGAAGGAUCGAGCUCGAGGUGGAAGCAGCUUUGAACGGACCGUACCGGGUCGUCGAAGCUUCGAGCCCCGGCUUCGAGGGGUGAGGGGGUGGGGCUCUUUGGAAGAAGAGAAUGUUGCAUCAGGUCAGUUAAACGUCCUGCAUGUCGCUGUUUGGCUAUUGCUGAGAUGGCCGGAAAUG
Molecule: messenger RNA, 3422 nt
Organism: Lindgomyces ingoldianus
Lineage: Eukaryota; Fungi; Ascomycota; Dothideomycetes; Pleosporales; Lindgomycetaceae
Exons: 5
Coding region: 133-3198 (1021 amino acids)
Cellular component (GO): cytosol
Source: RefSeq, a predicted model, not a curated record